This is a messenger RNA of Tarenaya hassleriana, 793 nucleotides long. RefSeq names its product transcription elongation factor SPT4 homolog 2-like. Gene Ontology annotation, cellular component: nucleus; DSIF complex. The transcript has 5 exons. Gene Ontology annotation, molecular function: RNA polymerase II complex binding; zinc ion binding. Gene Ontology annotation, biological process: positive regulation of DNA-templated transcription, elongation; regulation of transcription elongation by RNA polymerase II; mRNA processing. The coding region runs from base 93 to 443 and encodes 116 amino acids. NCBI's taxonomy places the organism in Eukaryota, Viridiplantae, Streptophyta, Magnoliopsida, Brassicales, Cleomaceae. The record is from RefSeq and is a predicted model, not a curated record.
CUUUUUACCUGGAGACUCGGAGUCGGAGAUUUUCAGUGCUUCGUUCUCUUUCUGAAACGAACGCCGAAGGGAAGAGCAGAGAUUUAAGUACAAUGGGAAGCGCGCCGGCACAGAUUCCGACGAGCUUCGGUCACGAGCUUAGGUCUUGUCUCCGUUGCCGUCUUGUGAAGACCUACGACCAGUUCAGAGAAUCGGGGUGUGAGAAUUGCCCUUUCUUCAAGAUGGAUGACGACCAUGAGCGUAUUGUGGAUUGCACCACGCCUAACUUCAACGGAAUAAUCUCGGUGAUGGAUCCAAGCAGAAGCUGGGCCGCGAGGUGGUUAAGAAUAGGGAAGUUUGUUCCGGGUUGCUACACUCUUGCUGUCUCAGAGGCACUGUCAGAAGAUUUGCAGAUCCUAUGCCAAGAAGAACGCGUGCAAUAUGUACAGCCAAAACGCAUAUGAAGGAUUCGUAUGAACACGCGGAAAAAAUUGGCAAGACGGUAUCGCUCCCGCUCUCUUCUGUGUCGGGAUUCAUAGUAGCCGUUGUAUAUCAGGUGCUUACUUCUAUCUUCAAUGGAGAUCUCGGCUUCAAGCUCGAGUCUUAGACCCUUUAUGGAGUUCUUCCCCAUUGGGAGGGCUAAAGCAAGAAGUGAGUUUCCUUCUGCUUUGUCCACUCUUAACUAAACUGAUCUAAACAGCAGAAGAAAAAGCUAAGUAGUUGAACCGAGUUUAUGUAAUGGAAGUAUGAUGAUGGUCCUCAUUACAUCACUUGUUAGGAUUUGUUGAUUGGAAAAUAUUUCUUUGAUAACAAA